AUGAAGUGGUCUGCCGGAUGGGGUUCCGCGUGUGACCCCUGCGCCAAGGCAAAGACAAGGUGCAUUCGCUCCCAGGAGACGAACGACGCCAAGUGCAACAGGUGCCGGAGUCUCAAUCUAUCCUGCCCCCAGCAGGUUCGCAAGCCUAGGAAGAAAAGACUUCGCCACGAUGCCUCGACCCUACCAGACUCUACAACAAUUCCGCAGCUGGGACACAAGCAUGGUAGUUUCAACGGCACCACCAACUCCGCCCCGAGCCGUGGGACCCUCUUUCCAACCGAAAGGACCAAUGCAACGACGAGCGAGGGCCCGCGCAAUGAUGCAGCAGAGUCAGAGCCCAACUCCUACGUCGCGCAGGUCAAGACCGAGCCUACCGAAGCUUUCAGUGCCCCUACAUCGUUACCCGGGUUCCAUCCAUUCCCUACUCCCACCUGUACCUGCGUCUCGGAACUGGAUAGCAAGGAUGACCCAGACCCAGGAACCCCAGAGUCUGACGAAACUCUGCUCUCGAUUUACCGCACGCGACUGAGUCCUCAAUUUCCGUUUGUCGUCAUCUCUGAUGGUCUCACCGCGAUCGAAUUACAACGAUCCCGACCAUUCCUCGCAAGGGCGAUCAUGAUGGUGGCGUCGCUGCGACAUCGUCGGUCCAUGUGGAAUCAAAGCAGGCUGCUGUUGCGGCAGAUCUCCGAGGCACUCUUCAUGGGCCCCGAUAGGUCUCUGGACCUCCUGCAAAGCAUCAUCGUCUUCCUCGGUUUCUUUCAUUACUUCUGUUUUGCCCAUGGGCACUUCAGCAGCCUCGCACAUCUGGCUUCCAGCAUGAUUGUAGACAUGAGGCUAGAUAGGCCACGAAGCAGGCCGGCGUUUAGAAAUAAGGGUCUUCAAGGGAUUGACCCAGAAGAGCCCAGAGCCACGUCAAAUGAUGAGAGACGGGCCAUCCUUGCUGUCUGGUACCUCAAUUCCAGCUUUGCGGUAGCAUUCAAGAAAGUGAACUCACCGGCCAGGCAUUUUACUCAACACAUGGAACGACAGUUACAGGAAUUGCAGGACGGACUCGAGUAUGAGACGGAUAAGGUCCUGGCGCAACUUGUUUAUGCCCAGCGCAUCAAUGAGAUGAUCGCCCAAUUCCAACAGAGCGACCAGUCAGUCGAUGUUCGGCUGUCUUCGAAUGUCUGCGCUGCCAACCUCGACAAUCUCUUGGCUGAUCUGGGCAGCCUACGGCGCUCCGAGGGUCAACAGAAACCCCACUGCUACUUGGUAUCCAGCCAUCAUAAUUUUGCGCUGCUGCAACUUCUGGAGUCACAGCUAUUCGAUGCGGAUCACAACCAAAACCACGAGGCAGUUGCCGCGUUACAGCACGCGCCGGACUACUUUCGCAUACCCUCGACAAGGAAAACGGAUGCCGCGGAUACUGCACUGAGGGCUUGGUUCGAGGAUUGGAUGACCAUACCAGUUUGCCAUUUCUUUUACAUGCCCAUGUCAGGAUACCUGCACCUCACGAACGCCACCGUGAUCCUUCUUCGACGAGCUAGGCUCGUGCUGCUGACUCGCUAUCGGCAAGGAGACUCCUAUGCUCCCGAGACGCACAUGAAUAACAACGGUGCCGCUUCCACGAGCGCCGAUGCUGGCGGCAGCUCGAACGAUUUAAUGCUAGACCUCUUGGACCGUCUCGCGUCACGGUUCGAAGAAGCAAGGAAGGAAAUGGCCGCAGCGCACUGCUCCGAAUGGGCCAACGACUUCUUGGACUUGAUAUCGUGGAAGCUCAAGGAAAGGAAAGCGUGUAUCGAAAAGUGGGUCGACGUCAUUGCCAACGAGGCACAUGCCAACGCGCGCGGCGGCGUUGAAGCGGGAGAGAGCCACAGGCCCGGCGAAUCGGGCGGGGAUGGAGGCGACUUGACUGCAUUCGAGACCGUGGAAGAUCCAAGUCUAUGGUUGGAUCCACUUGAAGCACUUCUCCUGGGCGGCGGCAAUCCUUAUGAGAGUUGGUUAUAA
Messenger RNA from Scedosporium apiospermum, 1989 nucleotides. RefSeq lists its product as uncharacterized. Lineage: Eukaryota; Fungi; Ascomycota; Sordariomycetes; Microascales; Microascaceae. The coding region runs from base 1 to 1989 and encodes 662 amino acids. The transcript is spliced from 5 exons. Gene Ontology annotation, molecular function: zinc ion binding; DNA-binding transcription factor activity, RNA polymerase II-specific; transcription cis-regulatory region binding. Gene Ontology annotation, biological process: regulation of DNA-templated transcription. The record is from RefSeq and is a predicted model, not a curated record. Gene Ontology annotation, cellular component: nucleus.